AUGUUGUUUUCUGGCUUUAAUGUGUCCAUGUGCCUCGCUGGAAGCGAAUCUGUGCAGCUGCUAAGCUGGAGACCUCUGCGUGAAGUAAUGCACGGUGUGUUUCGAGAUUUAGGCGGCGACCGUGAGUUGUUUCUAUCGGUAGCCUUGGUGCAGCAAGGGCUCACGCAGGAUCUCCUUUCGGACUCGGGGCGAAUGGUGCGCACGACGUUCCACAGCACCGCGCCGCUUGACGCCACUCUCGAGAAUGUCGGUUAUACAAAGCUGAGUGAUUUGCGACACUUUUCCAAGCUUCUGGCGCGUGGGUGGGAACUGUCUCGAUUCGAUACUACAAGUAACUGCGGCUUUCUUGUGGUGACGGUUAUUCUCAAACAAGUUACGGGGAAGGACGUGAUCUUAUCGUCCAUGUUGGUUGUGUUUGGGAGCCACUCCACCACGCACCUCCAUAGCUUGCUUAACAAAGAGAGGCCCGUUGCCCAUGCCUUGCUUACUGCCGCGCUGCGUAGCCCGUGUUUUGCCGUGGCGGCCUUCACCUUGUACGACGAAGACAUGAGUAUCGUGCGUCUCAUGAACACGCAGCGCAGGCUCUCCUCCAUUGUCAGUGCCCCCGGCAAGGUGGGAAGUGUGCGAAGGUUUCUUGAGGAGGCAGAGAAGAAGCUCGCUGCGGGUGCCGACGUAGAGGCAGCGGCGGGUGCCGAGCGUGAGGAGCUCGUGAGGGGGGUUGCGGCCGCCAGGAAGGCCCUGAAGGACCCAAGGCACUACAUCCCCCGGGGAAGCGUUGAGGAGGUAAAAGAACGUCAAGAACUGAAGGACAAGGCGAGGUUCGAGGCGACCAACAAAACCACCUCUGAAGUGCCUCGUGCCGCCGCCAUGGCCGCGAAGGAACCCACAAGCGGCAAAGCCCCCGAGAGCCAACAACAGCCGCCGCAGGUGCCUGGCGAUACAGUCGGCACGGAAAAACAGGAGACGAGUCAGCAAAGCGCACAACUCCCCUCAGUGCGGCAUGGGAAAAAGACGGGGUCACAUCCCGCAGAAGAGGAUGCUAACCCAAGCGAAGCUCGCUUGUAUAAAAGUAAGGGCCACAUGGAGAAUGUCCUCGAGCGGCGCCAUUCACGGGGAAGCACAAGCGCAUUGACGUCUGCUCCAACUGCUGCCACGAAAAAAAAGGAUGCGACUGCGGCUCUCCCUACGGCGCGUCAAUCACCGGGCAUCCAGCAAGAGAAGGGGGGGAAUGCCCCAGUUACGUUACCGCCGUUGCCUUCCGUGGGACGCCGGGGGGAACGGCCCCCGGCAUGUUCCCCGAAACUGCCCAACGAAACGGAUCUGGACUUGCCCGCACAGCACACUCCUCCGGCUGUGCCUGGCCGAGGGGUUAUGGACGGCCUCGAAAAGGAGUCCAUGCAUUCGCAGCCUCCCACCCACGCAGGAACGCUUGCUUCCAUGCAAGAAAAUUGGUUGGAAAAGGAGCCCUUAGGCCUCCACGCGGAGCAGCAGCAGCAGCAGCAAGGGCAGCUGGAGAAUAAGCCAGUCCUGCGGCCCGCUCCCCCGCUAGUUGCUACUGGUGCAGCUAGCUGUGAAGCUUCUCGUUUCCUCUCCGCGUCCGUCCCUCUUGGAUCCACGGCGAGUACGCGGUACGUGCAGCGCACAGAAGUUCCUCUACAAAAACUGGUAUUUCAUAACAUUGAACAACAAUCAGGAGUGCUCCCUGCUGUAGCGAAGACGUUGUCAAUGGAGGGGCUGCCCCAACUCGGUCGAAGGAGCGACGAACCGUCAACGUGCACCUCCGCCGAAGUUGCACCGCAAGGGAACUCUGCAGAUGCGAAUGCGUCUCUGACGCUGAUCCCAGAACAGGAUGAGUACGUAGAAGAGGAAGCAGAAGGGGGCGAUGGCGGAGCCAGCGAGCACCGUCCGAUGGGAAAUGCGCCUUGCCAAGGUAACAGAAACCGCAGGAAACAUUCUACAGCUGUGAUUUCAUCAGCCAAUCCUAGUGUGCGAACCCUUGUCGCGCUUGAUUCACGGUGCAAAGAGAAUUUCAAUGUCACGCACGAUGGCACAAUGGUUAUUGUGAUGACGGAUGAUGAUUUUGAAGAGUAUGAGGUGGACGAAGUGAUCGAGCGACAAGAUGGCUGUGAAUCUCUCAAGUCUAAACUGCUGGAAGAAUUACUGGACAUAUUUAUGCUAGGCUGCAAUGCGGCUAUUCUGGCGGCGGAUGGCCGCUCUUCGUCCAUGUCAACCUUUGUUUUGAAGAGCGUCGUGCGUGAAGUUAUGGCGGAGGUCGGUGCGACGACGCCGUCCGAGGAGCCGCAAUACAAAGGGGCCCUCAGUGUCUCUAUGGUACAGGUGCGGGGAGAGAAGGUCUUGGAUCUGCUCAAAGAAAACAGUAAACCGCAACGGUUAGUUAUUGCCCUCUCGCCCAUCUUUGGUCCAUGCGUGCACGAUGUGACGCGUCUUGCUGUUAACAGUGCGGUCGUAUUCGACUCCACGUUAACAACCGCGCUCACGCACGCUGCCAAGAAUGAGCGGGAGUACGGGAUAGUGUUCAUCUCCCUCGUGUUGAAGCAAAAGCUUGAGGAUGAAAAGGACGUGAUGGUCUCCUCACUUGUUGUUAGCCUGGUGGGGGAAAACGCCGGUGUGUAUGCGGCUGUGCUUGACCGGAGUCCCCUCGUUCCCCGCGCGCUGUUUCACUAUGCAUUGGGAGGCCCAUGCUUUACGCUGGCCCUGCUCGGUUUUAGCGGCGAUGAAGCACGCGCGUAUGAGAUGCUGGCCGUGCAACGGCGCCUUGGCGAAAUGAUCAACCGACCAGUUCACCGCGGCAGCAUUAACAAGUUUAUCAGUGGGAUUCGCAAGGAUCUGGCGCCGGCGUUCGUUGGAAAAUUGCAGAGCUCUGACGAUCAAGAGUCGACCAAAAAAAUCUUGCGUCGUCUAGAUGAAAUGGUGCAGGAUGCUGAGGCGCUUUUAGAAAACUUCGACAGCACCGAUCCCCAGGCGUACCUGAAUGAUGCGGAGGAAAAGCAGACGAGUGAGAGUCAAUGGGAACGCAGGCCACCCUCAGGGGCAGUUGCCGAUGCCAGUGACAGAGAGCGGGUGCGCUCCCUCGUAUGCUUCGAGCAACGCUUGCUCGGCGAGGGUUCUACGACUGUACAGGACAACUCGGUUCUCGCUCGCAACGGGCCGUUCGUUUCUCGCUAUGACGUGGACGAAGUGUUGAUUCGAGAGCCCGGCGGGAGUGUCCCUUCCUCGCGGCUGAUUGAGGAACUUGUGUCAAAAUUUUUACUGGGACAUUGUACGGCGCUGCUUGCCGCGGAGGGUCGGACGUCCGCUGUGACACCGCUCAUCCUACGGAAAAUUGCCUACCUCAUCCUCAAGAAAAUAAAGAUGGAAUCAUCCUCAACCUCGAUUACAGGCGACUUGCUUGCCUCCAUUGCACUCGUCAAGGACAAUGUCACGGCAGAUUUGUUAGCUGUUGACGCUGAACUGGCGUUUCACCGCUUUGAAGUGGAGGUAUCACCACUUUUGAACCGUCGUUUGCGGGGCGCAUCAUACCACCUAGUCGCCUCCGCGGAAGGAUUUGAUAGUCUCCUUGCCGCUGCCGUUGCUCGCGCCGAACCCGCGCUAAAGUCUGAGGAUCCUGGUAUUAUGGUCGUGGCACUCAGCCUCACGCAACAUGUGGAAUCUCCUAUGCGUGACGUGCUCCUUUCGUCUUUCAUGGCAACCACCGUAUUUGACGGUGUGUCGCAUUACACUGGCGUGCUGCAUAACAGUUCCUCUGAACCAACAGAACUUUUUGAGCUUGCACUCGGUGGCUCGUGCUACACCAUCGCUAUGCUUGGAAUUAGCGACGAGGAGGAAGAGGUGGGACAACUCCUUGCGGUGCAAACGGAACUGGCCCACGUGCGUAAUCAACCUUCGUCUCCCGUCAGCGUUCUGCAGCAUGUGAACGAAGUAAAACAGGGGAUUCUUGCCCUUCGUGAACUCCAAAAAACGACAAAGGACUUGCAACAAAUGGAGUACAUCAGUGUCAAGAUCAGAUAUGCAGAAGCUUACUUGAAGGAGACUGAAGCAGUUUUGGAGGCGCCGGUACGAGAAAGAGGUUUCGUGCCCUUGGGUGCAUAG
This is a messenger RNA of Trypanosoma conorhini, 4110 nucleotides long. RefSeq lists its product as uncharacterized. The transcript has a single exon. Bases 1 to 4110 code for a protein of 1369 amino acids. The record is from RefSeq and is a predicted model, not a curated record. Lineage: Eukaryota; Euglenozoa; Kinetoplastea; Trypanosomatida; Trypanosomatidae.